This is a messenger RNA of Torulaspora delbrueckii, 1029 nucleotides long. RefSeq names its product thioredoxin-disulfide reductase. The record is from RefSeq and is a predicted model, not a curated record. The transcript has a single exon. Gene Ontology annotation, cellular component: cytoplasm. Gene Ontology annotation, biological process: removal of superoxide radicals. Bases 1 to 1029 code for a protein of 342 amino acids. Gene Ontology annotation, molecular function: thioredoxin-disulfide reductase (NADPH) activity. NCBI's taxonomy places the organism in Eukaryota, Fungi, Ascomycota, Saccharomycetes, Saccharomycetales, Saccharomycetaceae.
AUGUAUUUUGCAAGAUCUGUUGUUGGUAGGUUGACAAGACAAUUUAGUAAUACAAGAAGUACAAUGACUGCAAGCCAUCAAAGAGUGACAAUUAUCGGUUCCGGACCUGCUGCCCACACGGCAGCUAUCUACUUGGCAAGAGCAGAGAUCAAGCCAACUUUGUAUGAGGGUAUGUUUGCUAAUGGUGUUGCUGCUGGUGGUCAACUGACUACGACUACUGAAAUUGAAAAUUUCCCUGGGUUUCCAGAGGGUUUGACUGGUAGUGAACUUAUGGAGAGAAUGAAGCAACAAUCUGAGAGAUUCGGUACUGAAAUCAUUACUGAAACUGUGGCUAAAGUGGACCUUUCUUCAAAACCAUUUAAAUUCUGGACCGAGUUCAAUGAGGAUGCUGAUCCUAUCACUACUGAUGCUAUUAUCUUGGCGACGGGUGCGUCUGCUAAGAGAAUGAAUUUGCCAGGUGAAGAGACUUACUGGCAACAAGGUAUCUCUGCAUGCGCUGUCUGUGAUGGUGCUGUGCCCAUUUUCAGGAACAAACCAUUGGCUGUGAUCGGUGGUGGUGACUCUGCAUGUGAAGAAGCUGGUUUCUUGACCAAAUACGGUUCCAAAGUUUAUAUGCUUGUGAGAAAGGAUCAUCUACGUGCCUCUACUAUUAUGCAAAGACGUGUUGAGAAGAAUGAGAAGAUUGAAAUUCUCUACAACCACGUUGGCUUGGAGGCUAAAGGUGAUGGUAAAUUGCUAAACUCUCUAAGGGUCAAGAACGUCAAGACUAACGAGGAGAGCGACCUGCAAGUAAAUGGUCUAUUCUAUGCCAUCGGUCACACUCCAGCUACUAAGAUUGUUCAAGGACAAGUUGCCACAGAUGAAGCCGGCUACAUCCAGACAACUAAGGGUUCUGCAGAGACUUCAGUUCCAGGUUUCUUCGCCGCAGGUGACGUUCAAGAUUCCAGGUACAGACAAGCCAUUACCAGUGCUGGCAGCGGCUGUAUGGCUGCAUUGGAUGCUGAAAGAUACUUGUCUGCCCUAGAGUAG